Lepisosteus oculatus (spotted gar) is the source of this 1988-nucleotide messenger RNA. RefSeq names its product androgen-induced 1 (H. sapiens) (gene aig1). The record is from RefSeq and is a predicted model, not a curated record. Lineage: Eukaryota; Metazoa; Chordata; Actinopteri; Semionotiformes; Lepisosteidae. Gene Ontology annotation, cellular component: membrane; endomembrane system.
GCUCUCUUCCUACGCCACCUCCUUUUCACAUCCCAUCUCCAGGCAGCGACCUCCUUGCACUGAGAGAGACACCCAGAUAACGGCAUCAUUCAAAGAGGAAAUACCAAAAAUAUAUAUAAAAAUGGCGCUCAUCCCUUCCCAGGUUUUAAGGCUAGCGAUCCUUCUAUCGUAUUUCUCCAUCCUCUGCAAUUAUAAAGCCAUUGACAUGCCUGCUCACCAAACUUACGGUGGUAGCUGGAAGUUUUUAACAUUCAUAGAUCUGGUCAUUCAAGCAGUUUUCUUCGGGGUGUGUGUACUGACUGAUCUCUCCAGCCUGUUGAUGAAAGGUAGUGAGAGUCAAGAGCAGGAGAGACAACUGAAGAAGCUCAUCAGUCUGCGGGACUGGAUGAUGGCAGUCCUAGCUUUUCCUGUUGGAGUGUUUGUGGUGACAAUGUUCUGGACCCUGUACCUCUAUGACAGAGAUCUUGUUUAUCCCAGACUUCUGGACAACUUCAUCCCGCAGUGGCUUAAUCACGGAAUGCACACCACAGUGCUACCUUUUAUCUUAAUUGAGAUGAGAACAACACACCAUCGCUAUCCCAGCAGGCUGUGUGGGCUGGUAGCAGUCUGCAGCUUUGCCAUCGGAUAUGUACUAUGUGCUCACCCUUGCAAGAGACAGACCUUUCUGUGCAACUCUCUGUACCUCCCAUCUUCAACCUGCUCAAAGGAAGCCAUCCCCUAUACUCCUGCCAUCUCGGCAAGCCACAAGAACACCAGCCCGGUUCAGAAGCUGGAUUUCUUCUAGAAUCGAACCCUCCCCAGAACUCCAGUUCCCAUUCGCUGUCGCCUCUAAGUAUCGUCACACUGUUUUCAUCUACUUCCCCAUCUCUGGAACUCUCCACAGCGACCAGCACUAUCACUCUCCUGCUCUCCAUGUUCCUGAGUCCACUCUCCCAAAUGGUUGCCUUUCUCACUUCAACUUUCUCACUUCCCAUCUCAGCAGCACCAGUCUGCUCCCAACUAAUCCAAAAACCAGAUCCAUCUGCAGUCCUACACCUCUUCUCCCAGCACAUCUUUUUUCCAAGUCAGACACAAAAGACAGCCCUGUUCGGACAACAUGGAAAUCGACCUGCUCGCUGGAGUCACCAAGCACUUCCUUCUCCUUCGGCCCUUCAUGAAGAUGUCAUCCCUCCAUGGAGUUCCAGAGCAAGCACUCCCCGGGAACCUCUCUCUCUCCUCUCCCAGAUAUUCAUAUGCAUCCAUGUCCUCUAAUCCCAUCCUUUAUCUCCAGCCUUCAUUCUCUCUUGUCCCUUCUGAGAGUCCCUCCCUGGGCUGCUCUUUUCAUUCAUUAAUAACAUGAAUUUUCUGUUCUUUCCCCCCUUUUCAUCACCUGGCAAGUUCUCAUCCUUUCCCUUUGAUGUCAAGAACUGUCUAUAGAGACAUUCAAUAUUUGAAGUGGAUGCAAGAUCCACAGUGCCUGACAUGAGAGUUUGUACUGACUGGAGAAAUUACAUCCCUCACUGCCUACUUCAGGGCACCCUGCAGACCUGCAGGAGUCUGUGUUUUCCAUAAGGUCGAGAGGACGCUGACACAACCAGUCCUAACCCAGGUCUGGCAGCACCCAGCCAAUGACACUGUUGGGAAACAGAGUGUGACACUGUUUGGGAAAUUUCAGUCCUAGUCAUCUGCUGACAUGAUUGAGGCUACACCUUGCAACAUUAAAAAUGAAGGAAAAACAUUGUAACUAUUAUUAUAACAAUUGGAAAAGACUAGAAUAUGUGUGCUAGAGUAGGGCUAGGUUGUGUGUCUAGUCCCAUAUUCAUAUUUCGUAUGAAUUCGUAUUUUGUAUUGUUUUAUUUUGUAAAAAGAAAAUGCUUAGACAGUGUGGAAAAUCUGUUAGUAACAUGACUCAGGGGACCUUCACAAAUGAAUCACUAUAAACACCUGGAACAUAAUGUCCAGGAGGUUUCCAGGCUUUAGAGACCAAAAAAAAAAAAAAAACAAGCAAA